UUCGAUAAACUGAAGAGUUACUGGUGUCCGAUUCAUUUUCUUCAUCGUUACUACAGCUUUGAGAUCAGACUUUCGCCAUUAAAAGCAUCUGAGCUUCAAACCAUCUCCAACCAUGCCUUCAGUUACAGGCCUCGGCGCUCUUCUUCUCACCGCUUUGGCAUGUUGUGUGGGCAUCUUGGCUCAGCAACCAGACACCCCCACCACUACCCUCAACGUCACCACCAACACCACCAUCAACACCACCCUUUGGAGAACCGUCACCCUCAACGCCACAUACGCAUCACGUCCUGUGGCCCCUACACUUCUCCCAGUCGCUCCUUACCCACGCCCUGCGACACCAACACCUCGUCCUGCAGUCCUGACCACAUCAGCCCCCCGUGGAGGGGCUCCUGGUGCUAGACCUGGCGGCCAUUCCACCUCAUCCGAAUCUUCAAAAGAGAUUCAACAGGCUGCCUCAUCCGAUUCUUCAGAAGAGAUCCAUCAGGCUGCACCUCCUCCGGUUGCCCCUAGAGCAAGACUUGCCCCAACCGAACCCGCCCCAGUAACUCCUAGUCCUGCCCUCAGAGCCGCUCCCACUGGCUCAAUCGUCUGGGUCAACCAAGCUCUGCCCGGACCAAACAUAGAAGUCGGGUUGAACAAAAACGGCGCUGCUGGAAUCCACCUGCCGAGGAAGGGAAGCCAGAGUAGUCAAGGUGAGGGUGCGUCGUCAUCGGCUUCAGGUGUCGGUGUAGGUGUAGCUGUCGCAGUCGUAGCCGCGAUCGUCGUGGGUUCCGUCAUCUUCGUCAUCAAGAAGUACAGACACAAUUCUCCCGCUUUAGUCGAAGCUUAAGUCAUACAGGCGAAAUCAAUAAACUUAUAAGGCAUGCGGUUGAUAUAAUUUAUUUCUUUUCUUUUCUUUGAUAUCUAGGCUAGGAAUAAAUGUUAGCCAUGUAAAGUAUUAGGCGAUAGUAAUACGUAAUCCAGGGAUAAAGUUCUGUGUUAAAUCAUUGAUAUUAAAUUAUGUUUUUUUUCAGAGCAUUACUUCCAUGAAAAUCAUAAAACUACAGUAGCUUGUCAAGUAACAAAAGUUUAUGCUCGAUCUAAUUUAACAUGUUUAAGGCUUUACGUGAAGUUUAUGGCUUUGAACCGUUGAUAUGACUCUUCAAGAGAAUGCAUUCUUAUUCGACAGAUUAAUUUUUUCUUACCACCAACACUGAAUUGAUGAAGCUACUACUGUAUAUCCUUAAACAGUUAAAAAGUUGUCGAUAUUCUCUGUCUACCCGUUUUUAUUCUUUGUAAGCUCGUAAGUCAUUUCCCCUCUUUUUCUAAGUUAUAAAUAUAUUAUUUUGCCUGGUAAUUCACACAAUAAGCACACAUUCCUUAUUUGAUUAUGAUUUUGUAACAGGUAAAGUUUACUUUUCUUUUUAUUAAUUCAGAUUCUCUUCUAGAAUAAUUCCCUCACUUCAAAAGCUAUCAACAUUAAAACUAAG
This is a messenger RNA of Strongylocentrotus purpuratus (purple sea urchin), 1469 nucleotides long. Its product is annotated as proline-rich receptor-like protein kinase PERK1. The transcript is spliced from 2 exons. Lineage: Eukaryota; Metazoa; Echinodermata; Echinoidea; Camarodonta; Strongylocentrotidae. The record is from RefSeq and is a predicted model, not a curated record. Bases 113 to 829 code for a protein of 238 amino acids.